Molecule: messenger RNA, 1666 nt
Organism: Myotis brandtii (Brandt's bat)
Lineage: Eukaryota; Metazoa; Chordata; Mammalia; Chiroptera; Vespertilionidae
Product: galectin-9-like
Exons: 6
Coding region: 233-913 (226 amino acids)
Molecular function (GO): carbohydrate binding
Source: RefSeq, a predicted model, not a curated record
AAGGAAAAGUCACUGGAGUAUCUGCUUACCUGUCCCUGAGCCCCAUCCUGGCCCCUUCUCCCCCAGCACUUUCCCUUUCUCUUUCUCUAAAUGCAAGUCCUCUUGCUCCUGGCUCCUCCCCAUUGAAUAACUGCCAAAUAGCUUUGUUUUGUUUCAUAGUAAAGUCCUUCCCAGUGCAGAGAACUUCCUGGCUGGUGUGAGGAGCAGCCGGGACCACAGAGGUGGUGGAGAGAUGUCCCUCAUCUGCGACCAGCUUUCUGUUGUGAACCCAGUCGUCCCCUUCUCUAGGCACACACAAGGGGGUGACCGGUACACCCUCAAGGAUGGACAUCAGGUCACUGUCAAAGGGAUGUUUCUUCCGUCCUAUGGAACCAGGUUUGCUGUGAACUUUAAGACGGGCUCCAGUGACAAUGACAUUGCCUUCCACUUCAACCCUCGGUUUGAAGACGGUGGGUAUGUGGUCUGUAACACCAGGCAGAAAGGACAGUGGGAGAAGGAGGAUAGGAUGAUGACAAAUCCCUUCCAGAUGGGAAUUCCUUUUGAGAUCAGCUUCCUGGUGCAGAGCUCUGGAUUCCAGGUGGUGGUGAAUGGAAAGGACUUUACGAAGUACAAAUUCCGCGUGCCCCUCCACCGCAUCGACACCAUCUCCUUCACCGGUGGUGUGGAGGUGAAACAGAUCAGGAUGGAGGACACCCGAGUAGACUCUGACCAGAGGAUGAUCUCUGAGGUGCAAUCCAACCCCAGUCCCUGUGGCUCACCUGAUUCCAAAGAGCAGAAACCAAAAGCCCCAGGCUCAAAUAAAGCUCCAACUCCCCAGCUGGAUGUGCAGAAUCCUCCCCAGUCUUGCCCAGCCCACCUCCCGGCCUCCAACCUCACCCAUGAAGACCCUCAGUCAGCCUCCACUGCUCACUGAAGGCUCCUUCUGGCCACCACGGUUUUGCAUCUGCUGUCCUGGUGCCCAAAGUAUCCUUUGCCACCUCACCCAGCCAGCCCCUAACUGCCCUUCAAUGCCCUGCUUCAAUGUGACUCCUCAGGGGCAUCUUCCCUGCCUGGCAGGUUGCUGGAUGCCCCACCCCCUCCCUGACCUGAUGCACUUUUUACAGCUCUUUGCACGCCAGGCACCACGUCCAGUUGUAACUGUACUUACAUGUCUGUCUCUGUCACUCCACCUCCUCUUUCCCCAAACCAUAAGCUUGGAAUACUGACUUGUCCCUUUCUGUAUCCCCAGCACUUUGCAGGGAAUAGAACAGAGGCCAAACCAAGCUGGGAACCAGAUUUUGCCAAACACCACCGAGUCCCAGGCUGAUGCCUUCCUGGUUCCCCCUGAGAGAAGGAAACAUGGCUCACUCCCUUCAGCAGCCUUCCCCGGGGGACAUGCGUGUCCUUCACUCACUGCCAUGCCCUUGACCCUUAGCCCCACCUCAUGGGCUUUGUCAUCCAGGUGCCCAAUCAUUAUUGCCCAAAAUCUCAUGAACAUGAAGGCCCCAGAGCAAAAUUCAGAGACUGUAAACAGGCUGUGCUCAGGCCUCCAGUAAAGAGCCGGCACUAAGAUGAGAAACACACUCAGAGGCCCACAGCAAAUAUGAGCUCCUCUAUCUUUGGACCUCAUCUCUGAUAUUUUCUCCCUCUUGCCUACUCUGUCUGUCCCUGCCUGGCUGGCUUCCUC